Betta splendens (Siamese fighting fish) is the source of this 390-nucleotide messenger RNA. RefSeq names its product adenylate kinase 8-like. The transcript is spliced from 4 exons. The coding region runs from base 1 to 390 and encodes 129 amino acids. The record is from RefSeq and is a predicted model, not a curated record. Lineage: Eukaryota; Metazoa; Chordata; Actinopteri; Anabantiformes; Osphronemidae.
AUGGUGGACGUUCCUGACCAUCUGGUGCUGCUGGUUCUGGAAGCAGCGUCUAAGCCAAAUGGACUGCAGCUGCAGAGUUGGGUUCUGCACGGCUUCCUCCCCGGUGACCUGCAGCAAGCUCAGAGCCUCCAGGAGACCCAGCACAAGCCCAACAGAGUUUUUCUUCUGGAGCUGACAGAUGACGUCUGUCUGGAGAGAAUCACUCUCAGGGCUACAGAUCCAGUCAGUGGCGUGAGGUUCCACCCUGUAACCAGACCGACUCCAAGCUGUGUGGUGCAGAGCAGACUGAAGACCAGACCCGAGGACAGCACACACACUGUGACGCAGGCUCUGGACCAGUACAGGAUUCACUCUGCUGCUCUACAGGUAAACACACGUUUAGAAUCUUGA